Caretta caretta (loggerhead turtle) is the source of this 1183-nucleotide messenger RNA. RefSeq names its product DMRT like family B with proline rich C-terminal 1 (gene DMRTB1). Gene Ontology annotation, cellular component: nucleus. Gene Ontology annotation, molecular function: RNA polymerase II cis-regulatory region sequence-specific DNA binding; DNA-binding transcription factor activity, RNA polymerase II-specific. Lineage: Eukaryota; Metazoa; Chordata; Testudines; Cheloniidae. The record is from RefSeq and is a predicted model, not a curated record. Gene Ontology annotation, biological process: regulation of transcription by RNA polymerase II; sex differentiation; germ cell development.
AUGGAGGCCGAGGCGGCAGCGAUGGCAGAGAAGGCAGCUCUGCGCACCCCCAAGUGCUCCCGCUGCCGGAACCAUGGCUUUGUGGUGCCAGUCAAGGGCCAUACGGGCCACUGCCGCUGGAAGCUCUGCCCCUGCGACAAGUGUGCGCUCAUCACAGAGCGCCAGAAGAUCAUGGCGGCUCAGAAGGCGAUGCAGGGGCAGGACCCAGAUGCCCCACCCAGAGAGACGUCUCCGCCUGUGGCCUGCACCCCGGUUCAUGGGAAAGGUCGGAAGGUUCCUGCGGUUGGCCCCAGCACCUCUGAACACAGCAGCCACGUGGCCGGGUGUGAAGGAGCCAAGACCACCCCAGCAGCAAGCAGCAGAACCAGGACCCGCAGGGCACUACCUGCCCCCAGCUCCCCACUCUUCGGGGACUUUGCCCAUCCUGCUUUGCCUCAAGAAUGUGUUGUCAGCCCAGAAUACCUGGAGAGAGAACCUCCAAAACUGUAUCCUGGGUACUCUGGUAUGUACUCAUACCACCCAUUCCCCAUGGGUUUUGCCAUCAAUCAGCCCAGCUGCAGAGGAGCACCAGUGUCUCCGGGGAUCCCCCUUCAAAGAGGUUUCAGACAUGUCCCUAGCAACCAUGGACCAGGGAGUGCUGCUCCUCUGUCAAUGCAAGAUACAGGUGGAGAUUUCCAACAAGGUUACUACCCUACCCUUCCUCAGUUUAUACCUCCGGGCUUUCUGCCAGGGAUUCACUACAUUCCACCACCCCUUCCACUUCUGGCUGAAACACCCAAGGAACCAUCUGCUGGCACCACUGAUAGCCAGGAUUCUGGGGUGAUCUGUGAAUGCAGCCAGCCAUCUCCUCAGGAAGAAACCAAUGGAGACCAUGCCACGUAUUCUAAACACUAAAUGUAUGUACGUGUACUAGGGAACAGCUGCGGAGCAUGCAGCACUCUCUCUCAGAGAGAAUAUCAUUAGUUAAUCUUGGGCUAGAUUGACACUAGCCCUAAUGCAACCACACAGGGCAGAAGAGGGAAGUCCCCUACAUCACUUCACAGUUGCAUUAGGGCUACUAUAAACACAGUUCUGGCUCCCUUGCUGCGUACAGCCCCAGGGCUGCCAUUGCUCCACUGGCUCCUACCUUACCAACUGGCAAAGCUUUCCCAGGGUUACAGUGAAUUACUCCCUUCUGGAGCAA